UGAAGAUAACAUGGCUUCCUAUAAAAUCUUUCUCCUCACAAUCGCCUACGUCCUUACAAUAGUACUAUGUGCACCCUCAGAACAGUUAGAUAAAGAUGACCUCAUAGCGGAAGACAAAGAAGACCUCCAGACAGCUGCUUCCCAUUGGGGAGGAUUCGGACACUACGGAGGGUAUGGAGGGUACGGAGGAUAUUAUCCCGGAGGAUACGGAGGGUACUGGGGGUAUCCGACUUACGGGUACGGGUAUGGAUAUGGGUGGCCGUAUGGCGGAUAUUAUGGGCACCAUGGGUAUUGGUGGUAGACUGUGACUAGUGUAUCGAAAGUUUCCAAAGAUAAAAGCUAUGAAGUAUACGUAAUUUAGAAGUUAAGU
Molecule: messenger RNA, 370 nt
Organism: Pararge aegeria (speckled wood butterfly)
Lineage: Eukaryota; Metazoa; Arthropoda; Insecta; Lepidoptera; Nymphalidae
Product: prisilkin-39-like
Exons: 2
Coding region: 11-301 (96 amino acids)
Source: RefSeq, a predicted model, not a curated record